AUGGCGGACGUGCAGAUAAUACGUGAAAAACUGGGCGUUCAUCCAGACUUUCCGAAGAAGGGAAUCGUCUUCCUGGACAUUUUUCCCGUUCUCAGAGAUCCCAUCCUCACGGAGCUCAUGAUCAGCCAUUUCAUAACUCACAUCGGAACUGUCACACUUCCAAAGUCUAAGCAAAGCAAAAUCGAUGUCGUCGUCGGCCUGGAUGCCAGAGGCUUUAUCCUCGGCCCCCUAGUUGCAUCCCGGCUCGGUGCUGCGUUUGUACCCGUCAGGAAGAAGGGUAAAUUGCCUGGAGAGACCAUACAAGCCGAGUACAUGAAAGAAUACGGAACGGAUAUCUUUGAGAUGCAAGCCAACUCCAUUUCAGAGGGAGCGAAUGUCAUUAUCAUUGACGAUCUCAUUGCGACUGGCGGUUCUGCCAGAGCUGCAGGUCAACUCGUAAAGCAGUUGGGAGGAAACACUCUCGAGUACCUCUUCGUCAUUGGAUUGACUUUCUUGAAGGCGAUGGACACCUUAGAUGCACCCGCAUAUUGCAUGAUAGAGUCUGAAGAGUAA
Serendipita indica DSM 11827 is the source of this 552-nucleotide messenger RNA. Lineage: Eukaryota; Fungi; Basidiomycota; Agaricomycetes; Sebacinales; Serendipitaceae. The record is from the annotation of a GenBank genome assembly.